Molecule: messenger RNA, 3381 nt
Organism: Spea bombifrons (plains spadefoot toad)
Lineage: Eukaryota; Metazoa; Chordata; Amphibia; Anura; Pelobatidae
Gene: DMGDH
Product: dimethylglycine dehydrogenase
Exons: 16
Coding region: 140-2788 (882 amino acids)
Cellular component (GO): mitochondrion
Molecular function (GO): oxidoreductase activity; protein binding
Source: RefSeq, a predicted model, not a curated record
CCUGAUUUGUGAGACGGGAGGGCGGAUCCUGACUGUCUCUCCCUUAUUUGCUUUGCUUUUUAUUUUUGGCUGGAGUCGGGGCUGGGGUCCUAGUGCACGCUGUGCCCCGGUCCGUUUACCCAUUAGCUAGCCAUACGCCAUGAUGAUGAGGAGCAGCCUUAGGCUUCUGCCCAGGCUGAGGGGCAAAGACCUGCUUCUGCCCCCUUGGGACAAGGCUCCAGCUGCUGCCUCCUCCUGCCUGCUGCCCCCAAGCAGGGCAUUUACCAGAGAACCCACCGCCGGCGGUGAGAAAGAAACCCAGUCCUUGGUUUUGGGAAAGAGAUGGAAGGACACUGCAGAGACAGUGAUCAUCGGAGGAGGGUGCGUUGGUGUGAGUUUGGCGUAUCAUCUUGCCAAGAGCGGUAUGAAGGACGUUGUGCUCCUGGAGAAAUCAGAACUCACAGCUGGAUCCACCUGGCACGCAGCUGGAUUAACUACCUACUUCCAUCCUGGAAUAAACCUUAAGAAAAUUCAUUAUUACAGCAUCAAACUGUACGAAGAUUUGGAAGAGGAGACUGGACAGGCUGUUGGGUUUCACCAACCUGGGAGUAUCAGAAUUGCUUCAACACCAACAAGAGUGGAUGAGCUCAAGUACCAAAUGACACGUUCCCGCUGGCACCCAAAUCCACAGUACCUGGUUGGGCCUGAAAAAGUCCAGGAGCUGUUUCCAUUGCUGAACAUAGACAAGGUUCUAGCCGGCCUGUAUAAUCCUGGAGAUGGUCAUAUAGACCCCUAUUCUUUGACGAUGGCCCUGGCUGCAGGGGCCAGGAAAUAUGGUGCCCAGUUAUACUUCCCUGCCCAGGUGAUUAAUCUCACACCUAGAUCCGAUGGAACAUGGAACGUGGAAACCCCACAUGGAACAAUUCACGCAAAGAGAAUUGUGAAUGCUACAGGAUUCUGGGCUCGAGAGGUUGGAAAGCUUAUUGGAUUGCAGCACCCACUUAUCCCUGUUCACCAUCAGUAUGUUGUGACAGCUACAGUUCCUGAAGUGAAAGCCUUAAAAAAGGAACUUCCUGUUCUUCGCGACCUGGAAGGAUCCUACUAUUUACGACAAGAGAGAGAUGGGCUUUUAUUUGGUCCAUAUGAAAGCCAAGAAAAGAUGAAGCUACAAGACUCCUGGGUUACUGACGGAGUUCCACCAGGAUUUGGUAAAGAAUUGUUUGAGUCAGAUCUAGAUAGGAUUAUGGACCACGUAGAAGCAGCUAUGGAGAUGGUUCCUGUUCUGAAAAAUGCCGACAUUGUUAAUAUAGUUUCAGGACCAAUAACAUACACUCCAGAUAUUCUUCCGAUGGUUGGCCCCCAUCAAGGUGUGCAGAAUUACUGGGUAGCCAUUGGUUUUGGAUACGGAAUAGUUCAUGCUGGAGGCAUUGGCAAAUUUUUAAGUGACUGGAUCAUAUGUGGUGAGCCUCCAUUUGACCUCAUUGAAUUAGAUCCAAACCGAUAUGGAAAAUGGACCACAACACAUUAUACUGCCUUAAAAGCAAGAGAAUCGUAUGGAUUCAACAACAUUGUUGGUUAUCCUAAAGAAGAGAGGUUUGCUGGGAGACCAACAGAAAGAGUAAGUGGCUUAUAUAAUCUUCUCAAGACAAAAUGCUCAAUGGGAUUCCAUGCCGGAUGGGAGCAGCCUCACUGGUUCUACAAACCUGGGGACGACGUGGGAUACAAACCAAGUUUCAGAAGAACAAACUGGUUUGAACCGGUUAGACGUGAAUAUAAGCAGGUUAUGGAAAAAGUUGGAGUGAUCGAUCUUACGCCAUUUGGCAAGUUUACUGUCAAAGGAAUAGAUGCGACCAAACUGCUGGACCAUGUGUUUGCAAAUACCAUCCCAAAGGUGGGUUUCACAAACAUUAGCCAUAUGCUAACACCAAAAGGCCAUGUAUAUGCAGAGCUCACCGUGUCUCACUUGUCCCCUGGAGAAUUUUUGCUCAUCACUGGCUCUGGGUCAGAACUUCACGAUCUAAGGUGGUUAGAGGAGGCUGCAGUACAAAACAAAUACAGCGUGGAGCUUGUUAAUGUGACCGAAGAGACUGGGGUUAUUGGAGUAGCUGGACCACUGUCCAGGGAUGUUCUUCAAAAACUAACAGCAGAGGAUCUCAGUGAUGAGGCCUUCAAAUUUCUGCAAUCCCGAAAAAUCAGCCUCUCUGGUAUCCCUGUGACAGCUAUUCGGAUAUCCUAUACAGGUGAACUUGGCUGGGAGCUCUACCACAGGAGAGAGGACACGUCUGCCUUAUACAAUAAUAUCAUGCACGCUGGUCAAGAACAAGGAAUUGACAACUUCGGAACUUACGCCAUGAAUGCAUUGAGACUGGAGAAAGCUUUCCGUGCCUGGGGAGCUGAGAUGAAUUGUGACACAAACCCAUUGGAAGCAGGUCUUCAAUACUUCAUAAAGUUAAACAAGUCAGCAGACUUCAUUGGCAAACAAGCUCUGAAGCAAAUAAAGGAAAAGGGUCUCCAGCGGAAAUUGGUCUAUCUGACCCUGGAAACAGACAAUGUCGAUCCAGAGGGCAAUGAGAGCAUCUGGUACAAUGGAAAGGUCAUUGGAAACACUACAUCAGGGACAUACAGUUACAGGACCAACCAAAGCCUGGCCUUUGCUUAUGUGCCCACAGAACUUAGUAUUCCCGGCCAGAAAGUGGAGGUGGAACUCCUUGGCACAAACUACCCAGCUACAGUCAUACAAGAGCCCUUAGUGCUCACCGAACCCACCAGAAACCGCAUGCAGAAGAAACAUGGAGGCACCAACUUGUAACUGAAUGCAAACCCCCAAGACACAUCACUGCCAAUAGACCAGGGUGAUUCCAUCUUUAAUUGUAAUCUUAUGUUCUUGGAUAUUUUAAUUUCUUUAUCAAGAUAUACUCAUGUUUAUAUGAAUGUACACAGCAGGGGCUAAAUCUUCCAAUUACAGUGGGAGCCAAUACCUUGUGUAUAGAGAAAGUAGGAAAAAAGACACAUGUUUAUCAAGUCCAACCCCACUGUUAAUCCAGAAGAAGGCAAAAUCCCCUCAUUGAGCCUCUUUCUGAUUGUGUCUAAAAUGUCUCUCAGUUGGUCAAAUAAUCAUUUUGAUAAAACUAAUUAUAUCCUGUAUAUUCUUAUUUGCUAAAAAAAUAUGCAGCCAAUAUUUAAAGGCUCCAACUAAAUUUGAUAGCUCAACCUCUGUACAUAUUAACUAAAAUCAUUCUGAAUGUUCAUCGUAAUUAACAGUCCAGGUAAUAUCCUGCCACAAACCUGACUAUAUAUAUGUAUAUACUAUAUUUGUAUAGUAUAUAUUGGACCGAUCUGCAUUAGCUCUUAAUAUGUAUGUAACAGGUAAUCUACGUGAAAUAAAUGGAAUCUAAAAUGUAG